AUGUCUACUACCAAUGCGAUCCGCGUAGCGGCUCGCGUCCAACCUGCUAAGCACGCUAUCAUCUUCCUACACGGACUGGGUGACACAGGAUCGGGCUGGUCUUUUUUGGCAGAAUAUUUACAAAGAGACCCCGCCUUUAAAUACUCAAACUUUGUGUUCCCGAAUGCUCCUGUGAUGCCAAUUACGGCUAAUGGGAACUACCCAAUGCCUGCGUGGUUUGACAUUAGAGAAUGGUCCGAAAUUCAGUCGAAUCCCGACGUGGAAGGAUUCAUCAAAACUAUGGAUCUGGUUCGCACCCUCGUGGACGAGCAAAUCCGCAGUGGCAUUCCAUCCGAGAACAUAGUUGUUGGCGGCUUUUCACAAGGUGCUGCAUUGGCUCUAGCCAGCGCUGUUUCUCUUCCAACUAAGAUUGGCGGAUUUGUAGCUCUCUCCGGCUUCGGCUACGUCAACGACAAACUUCUCGAGAUUAAAAACGCGGUGAAUCAGAAGACACCUAUAUUCCAUGGCCACGGAGACGAAGACCCCAUUGUGUCGCUGCGAAUGGGACGUCUUGCCAGAACUUUCUUCCGCGACUCUUGCGAGCUCUCUAAUUAUACGAUGAAGGAAUACAAGGGCAUGGCUCAUUCAACAUGCCCAGAGGAAAUACAGGACCUUGUAGCUUUCCUUCACAAUGCAAUGAAGGUGUAG
Molecule: messenger RNA, 687 nt
Organism: Lachancea dasiensis
Lineage: Eukaryota; Fungi; Ascomycota; Saccharomycetes; Saccharomycetales; Saccharomycetaceae
Source: the annotation of a GenBank genome assembly